Molecule: messenger RNA, 11541 nt
Organism: Paramuricea clavata
Lineage: Eukaryota; Metazoa; Cnidaria; Anthozoa; Malacalcyonacea; Plexauridae
Source: the annotation of a GenBank genome assembly
AUCAGAGUGAGGCUCGAUCAAUAACCAUCAACCAACAUGGCGUCUUGUUGUUUAGCUGUUUGGCAUUGUCUUCACCAAACUGUACUGCAUUGUACACCAGAAAGAAGGCUUUAGUCUCGCAGACUAGAUGAUGGCUGAAGAGGACGAGUCGCGAAAGGGGUAAGCGAGACGAAAUCUCUUCAAAUUUACGGCGUUUGGUUUAUUUAUAUGUCAUUUUACUUGCCACCUUCGAGUUACGGUCGAGCGAAUCGAUGAACUACCAUGUUUGCGAACCUUAAAAUUGAUGUUGUUGUCAAGAAGUUGCUUAAAUAUACUAUAUACCUUCUACCUCUUUGCUUUUAGACAAAAUUUAGAAAUGAUUGUCUCGAAGUUGGCUAAAGAAAAGCCGGGCAAUGGUAACAUUAUAUUGGUAAGUUUAAAGUCGAAAUAUUAUUGAUGACACCAGUUCAUGUCUCGAUCUAACGGUGACAGUCUUAAGCCGUAAACUACCUUUAACUUUCAGCGUGGUAUGUUUGAAAGUUGAAGUAAAGUUGGGGGCCAUUAAAUAUAAGGAAAGGGGCAAUGUUUAAGAAGUUUUUAUCGAAAUUUGUACGAGUUUAAUACAGGGGUUUUAAAUCUUCGCUGAUAUUGUUUUGCUUUGGCUGGUGGUGAAAAUUUGCCGUUAUUUCAUAAUCGGGCGAUGGUUUUUGGUGAUAUAUCUUCGAAUUUUGGGAAAGUUUUGAACUAGAUUUGUUAAAAUAUGGCGAGAAACGUAGCAGAGAUCGCAUAAUAACGUCAAUAUUUUCUAUUGAAAGCUCAAAACAAAAACGUUGAAUGGAAAACGUGUGUGCCACGCUGGUCAAGCGCUUUAGUCAAUGGCUAAACAACGAAUCUCGCGUAUUAUUUGCAUACCAUUUGUUCGCAGAACAAAGAAACGACAUGGUUCUUUAUUCUGUAAAAGUACAACACGAGUUUUUGGUGAAAAAGUGCAGGUUUUUUUUCGUUGUGGUGCGAAACGGAUUCAAUAUUUUGCUUCGGUUGUUGUUGAUAUAUAUCUGUUGAGCAGAUGUUUUCAUGUCCCCUCAAAGUGUUAUUAACAUUGUAAUUUAUUCAGAAAAGAAACUGUGCUUUAUUUUGUGUUUAUGUCAGGUUGUCAGAGCUUAUUAAAAAGGAAAUGAAGCUAAAAUAUUUGCUCAGGGGUUUGUCAGAUUAGUCAACUAGAAUCUUUCCAAAAGUUGGCAACCCUGCACUGUUAUAUAUUCUUUAAUGGUUUUGUAUAUUAAAAAGCAUAGACAUAAUAGCCAUUCAUAUCUUCUACUAGGAUUUCACAGCUGAAUCUUAAAGUUGGAACCUCCAAGCUUUUUUAAAAUACUCCACACACACAUUUUUUUUGCUCUAAAAUACAAACUUUAAUUCCAACUAGUUUUUUGGUAUUGUACGAUAUUGAAGAUGACAGUUUGAUAUUCAUACAUGUCAGAUGAAAUUUGGCUCAUAAACACUUUGUAUUUAUGCCAAAAUUUUAAAUUUAAUCUCCAAACAAGACCAGAAAUACCAAUUCUUUAUUUAUAUAUUUCAGUUUCUGCCUCAAAUACAGAGUUCUAAAAUCUAACUAGUUUUAUUAGCAAGAGAUUGGUAUACUGUACAAAUGAACUAACAGUUAUAAAUUGCACAAAAUAUUGUGUUAUGCAUGCAUAGCAGAUGGAACUAUUGAAAGGGCACAAUGGGAGACUAUAUUCAAAGAAUAAUAUAAAACAUUUUUGUGUGUCAACUAUAACACAUAAAGAGGUAUUUGGUUUUCAAUGAAUUUGCCAACAUUUUUGUAAAAUUUUGGUUUUAAAUUUGGUGGUGUUAGCUUGACUGUCUGUUGUCUAGGGUAUUAAGAGAAACAGCUGGUUCUCAUUUAAGAGCCAUGACUCGGUGUUUUUGGUCAUCAAGGCCUGACUCAAAUAAGUUUGAAUCAAAUUUAGUUUAGUAGAUAGAAUAAUAUAUUGUGGUAUUUGGUGAAUUUGUGGUUUGAUUUUAAGGCAAAUAGUGUAUAUAUUCGCAGAAAAAGGGUGUUACGUGAAUAUUGUGAAAAUGGGUAUAUUGCAUACGAGAUUGAUUUAUCUUUGAACCUUAUUUGAAUGACAAUCAGUUAUUUACUCUGAAAGUGUGCUCUGUCUCUCACAGCGCCUAAUGUGUGAUUGGGCAGUAAGAUAAGAGAAUCAAUUUUAACGAACCUUUAGCUCAGAGUGGUUUUGAAAGAACAUUUGGACAUUUGCUGACCAGUCGCCCACUAUUUGUAAUAUUAAAACUGAAACGAAAUUUAUAUAAUAUGUGAUGUUGCAUUAUUUGUAGUUCGGUUGAAGUUAUGUGUGAGCCAAUAUUCAUUUUAGUGAAGCAUUAUGAGUAUGCCCGACUAUAUUGUAUAUUGUAAGUUAUAAUUUAUACCCAUAUAUCAGUUUUCAAUAAAGAUUUUUGUAUUUGAUGCUGAUUGCAAUUGCAAACUGAAGAUUCAAUCAAUGUGACAAACUCUUACAAUAAAAUUAGAAUAUAAGCUAGUGCCUUACAUUAUCCAAACUUUUAAUAGCAUGUGUAUCAGGCCAUAAUUUUCCUUUAUCCAUCUGCCGUGAAACAACUAAAGCCCUGAUUGUAGGCAUCAGCUGGGCUGUUGCAGUAUAGCAACAUAUCAAUAAAUAUAUCAGUAUUUUUAAAUGAUUGAUUAUUUGAUAUUUGUUUUUUAUGUAUUGAUAUACUGAAAAUAUCGAAAGAUGAUCGGUAUUUUAAAUAUUGAGAGUACAUAACAGCUUUUAGAUGUUUUUUUUCCCAAUACAGAGAGCAAAUUUCCAGUAGACAUCGAAAAAUUUUAAGUAACUAUCAACUAGUUAGAAGUAACUACCGACUACUUGAAACUUUUGAGUAGUUGGUUGUUGUUUCAUCUGAAGUUGUGUCCACCUACCUCUAAUAUUGAACAUAAAUUUGGAAAUAAGAAACACUGAUUGUUAUUUGUGUGGUUUGGCAAAAAGCAGAUCUAACAUUUAGGAACUUUCAAGAGUAGAAAAAAUAUUAAUAGUAUCGGCGAUAUUUUUUUCAUAUUGAUAUUCAGCCUAGUUACAGCUACCGUCGAGUUUAAGCCAACAAGAAACUGUGAGACAGUAGUUCAUGUUCUGUAAAUUUUUACUUCUUUAGAUAUCAGGAGUGAAUAUACAGAACCUUACUUUCCCUGAUGGUAAGUGUGAAAAUAUGUUGUAAAUGGGAUUUUUGACAGGUGUGGGGGGCUGAUUGAGUAGAGUACUGCCCAUGGAAAUCUUCACACCCUCUCUCAGAUGAGGGUGGAACCACCCCUGAGCAACCCCACGGUCAAACGUAGAACACAUGCUGUGACAUGUACGAGCACUGUAUAUGGAAAUGGUGGGGAAAAUGUCUGGCAAACUAAUAGGAGUAAACACAGGAAAAGAAAAAGCAUUUACUAUAAGGAAACAACUGAAGCUAUGAGGUGGGGAAUUUCAUUGCUUUUUACUUGUCUCAAGACAAUGUUAUACCGUACUGAGUUUAAACUCUGACUUGUAAUUUUAGUACCCAUAUAAUUAGCCUUUCACUGGCUUAGUACCCAUAUAAUUAGCCUUUCACUGGCUUAUAUAGUACCCAUAUAAUUAGUCCACCAUUUUUGGUAGGCAUCUAAUUCUCGUUAACCAAUGCAGACAAUUAAAACAAUGUGAAAAGCAAUUUUUCAAAAUAAAGUAACCAUUUACAAAGCAAAUUUACCAUCGUUCAUCCAAAAAAUUAUAAAAAGUCACUGUUAUGUGGACUUAUCUCACAGACUUCAGCUGAAAAGUCACCCGAAAAUGGUGGUGUGAGAAAGGCUAAUUGGUUAAUCUGAUAUAUAUAUAUAUACAGCUAUUUCGAUUAAGGUUGUCCCCCAAGCAAAGUGGAAAAGUCUAAUACGAGCGCGAAAGGCUGCUGGGAAUCGCUAAUAAAUUCAUUCAUUUAUUAGUGAUUCCCAGCAGCCUUUCGCGCUCGUAUUCGACUUUUCCGCUUUGCUCGGGGGACAACCUUAAUCGAAAUAGCUGUAUACCAAAUGCAUCUGAUUGGUUAAUGGUCCCUUAAUGGUAGUGGUAUUGGAAGUCAAAUCUAAAUCUCUCUAUUUAAACCUAACAGAUAGGCAUUCUUCAUCACAUUCUUCAUCACAUCCAUUUAGAUGCUGAAGGGGAGAGUGAUGAUUGUGAGCCAGAUCUGCAUCAAUGUGGCAAAUGUAAACAAAUGUUUUGUAACUUAGAGAAGUAUCUGCAACAUCGUGCCAGUAAAUCUUGUAGAAAGAGACAAGCAGAAUCGCAGGAUGUUACUAGUGAUGAUGGAGGAAGUCCAAGCCAAGUGCCUGAAGUUGUCCAUGUAAGAAACUUUCACUUACUCACAUAAAAAAUUCAUAUAGGAAUCAGUGCUGGUAGAAAUAGAUGAGCACGCAAGGACUGCUCGCAGGAAAUGUUAAACAGCUGCAGGAAAUUCCUUUGAAUGCAGAUUUGCCAUUGAAAAUUUGAAGGAAACCUUAACACCCAUGUCCCACUAUGGGCGCAACAACAUAUGGUUGACAGACAUUACUCCUUGAAUUUAAAACUAUGGUCAGCUAGGACACUAUAUGUUUAUGCACAUGCAGAUGUAGCACAAAAAUACUCUGUUGGUCGGCAGGAGAAUUUUGUCUCCAGGUUGUGCUCCCAGGAAGAAAAUUCUUUUUUCCUGCCCAGAUAGGAGUAAGGAAUUCUUAUACAGGAUCCUAUAGGAAAGUCUGACACGUAUUCCUUGAGGAAAUGCGAUUUCCAAAGAGAUUUCUUUUAAAGGUCCAUUUACAUGAUAUGACUAGUCAUAUGUGAUUGUCAUUCUAGCAUAUGAAAACGAAUGCCACUAUCCAUUCAUCAGUUUGUGGUGAAAUUUGAAAUGUGAUAUCUUUACAUGCUUUUAUUCUAGUACUGUAAUUUGUGUCUUGUUUUCUUUAACCCUUUAAGUGGCAUUGUGCAGAGAUACACCCUACUUUAUUAUUUUACCCUGUCUAAUGCCAGACUAUUUUACUCUGUGUAACGCCAGAUGAUUUUACACUGUCUAACGCCAGACGAUUUUACUCGUCAGGGGGAGAGUGCUGCCACUCAAUGGGUUAAUCAGACUAUCUGCUACAUAUCUUUGAUGUAUAGACUAUCUGAGUGAAUAUAAUUCUUUCAAUUUCUAAAUGCUUUCUUAUCAGAUGGAAGCACCAGGCAAUAGACAAGGAAGUGAAAGUCCAGAGCAAUUAGAGCUUGCAAAUAAAAGGUAAGGUUUGGGUACAAUGCAUAAGAGGUCUAUAUACCCUACAUCAUGUUUAACACAACAAAGCCACAGGAAAAAAAUAAAAUACCAUUAAUAUAAAUAAUUAAACACCUGGUUAAAAAAUUUCCAGCCUGUAGCUUAGUCUAUCAAGAUAUGAUCGUCUGGAAACUGAACAGAAGUCAUUGUAUUAUGUUUUUGUCCGAGUUUAUGUUAAUUUGUGCACAGUCACGGUGAUUGAGCUUAAUAAUCGUCCAAUAAGGAUAUAUGAAACGUGCACCCACGAUGAAUAAUGUUUAAUGAAGUUACGACAAAGGAUUUGUGCUUGGUGGGGUACAGUUCAACAUCAAACAAAGGUCUUCUUUGUAGCUUUGAAAGUUUGCUCGGCUUCCAGACCAUCCUAUUGAGGGGCAUCUUGCAAGGGUCUAAACGUCCUGUUUGUGCCUUGUCCUUUUGAGUUACUCGCGCACUAUAAAUUAGAAGUACUUAUGUACUAGUUAAAACAUCAGCAGCCGAACUUUAUAGAUAAAAAUCGGAUGCGAAACGACCCAUCUUAUGAGUUCAUUGGCGCAGUAAAACGACCUAUCUUAUGAGUGUAACGUGCUUAUAAAACGACUCAUCUUAUGAGUUCAUUGGCGAAGUAAUUUUAAAAAUAAACAUUGUCUAAGCCGAGAAAAUCAAAGCUGAAGUUUAUGUAAAUCAGGACGAAUCUUUAUCCGUUUUACAAACAUUGAUUAAACAUUCAUUUUUUUUGAAUUUUCUUCAUGAAUUAUUAAUGUCUUUUUUAAGUACUAGAUAAAACAUGAGCAGCCGAUCUGUAUCUGAUAUACAAACUCCGAACCGAAGGCGAGAUGCGAAUGUUUUAUCGUACUUAAAAAAUGACCCAUCUUAUGAGUUCAUUGGCGAAGUAAUUUUAAAAAUAAACAUUGUCUAAGCCGAGAAAAUCAAGGCUGAAGUUUAUGUAAAUCAGGACAAAUCGUUAUCCGAUUUACAAAUAUUGAUUAAGCAUUCAUUUCUUUUGUAUUUUCCUCGUGAAUUAUUAAUGAAUUUUUUAAGUAAUAAUAGUAAUAUGUCAUAUGUGUUGUAAAUCAGGAAUAAAUAUGAUGUAAUUUCGUGAUGGGUACUCAUGGGUACUCAAUAAAUUUAACAAAACAACAAACCAUGCCUUUAUGUAGAAUAUUGCUUGAGGUCCCUAACAACCUCCCUUUAUAUAUCUUAGAAAACAUGAUAGAAAGGGCGUGGCCCGUAAGAGAACCCAUCUUAUGCCAGAACCAAUGACAAGCACCAUUACCAGUACUGACCAGCCCCAGGUUCGAAUCGCCAUGGAUAGUCUACCAGAGAUCAUUCGACCUGGCUUCACCAGUACUCCGACAUUUGCCACCAUCGGAGCGUACAGGAGUGCCUAUGAGCACGCCGCUGUACCAAACAACAAUGAUCUGUAUGCGCUCAUGGAGUUGACUAAGAAUUCCGGGAUUAAGGAGGUCCACGUGGAUGAAAACGGUGUUACAACAAGUAAGUCGAGUGUUUCGCUUGCAGCUUGAUAGUAGAGACCUUACGAUUUUAGGACGGCAACGGCCAAAACAAACUCAUUCAAAUAAAUGGUAGUAAAGAUAAUUCGUCCUACAUUAUCAAUCGUAUGAAUUUAAUACAGUCUUAGAAGUUGAAGACAUGGGUUUUAUGGUUGGGAAGAGUUCUCCUGAACCCAAUUUGAAGUUACACUUGUUGCGGCUUGAAAUGCAGCCGUUGUAUCAAGACGUGAAAAUAUGUGAUUUGGCGUUGUAAACAGAGCGAGGCCAAUGUCUAAAUUAUUCAUAUAUUGUAAUUUUUCAAUUCUUUUCAAUGAUCUAUUGUAUUGGUAGCCGUUACCGUCGCGUUGCCGUCCUAAAAUCGUAAGGUCCUUAGUUUAGCCCUGGUCGACAAGAAUGAGAGUUGCAACUCUUUUUGGUGCAGGGCUUGUGUUUGACUCUUUUGGCGGGCUCGCGAAGUUCCGCUCCGAAGAUCGUUUUCAGAAGUCUAAACAUAACUAUAUUAACAUUGGCAACAAUUAAAAUAUAAUAUAAAACAAUAUGAUAACUAAAUAACUAAAAUAAAAAAAUAUUUUUCUAAAAUAUUAGGUCGGCCCCGCGAGCUGUUGAACGGCGGAGUUCACCGGAUGUUUCAUCGUUCCCCCCUGAACUCUCCUCCAAAUCACCGUUUCCCAGCCCCCCUGGUAUUACGUAAUCAUGUCCCGGCAAUGUCGUCCAACCAGGAGGUCGUUCACCACCCGGAGAAUGUCAUCCACCCGGAGUCUGUACUCGUACCUUACUCCGGGGUUGAGAACCCGGAUGCGGUGAACCAAAAGGGCGAGAAACGGCGUUACAAAUGCGAUAAAUGCGACCGCGAUUUUAAUCAGCGGGCUAACCUGAGACGGCAUCAACUAGUGCACAGCGGUGAAAAGCCAUUCGAGUGUGAACAGUGUCAUAGGCGCUUCCAACAGCAGGGGGACUUGAAACGACACAUGUUGCGUCACGCUGAGACCACGUGGUAUCACUGUCAAUCAUGUGACAAGAGGUUUAUGAGGCUUGAUCGUUGGAAGGCUCACAUGAAGACACACGACGAGAAUGGAACACUCCCCCCGGACGUCGGGGCUUCCAUGGUUGAGAUGAGUAAUGGCGCCACGGCAGGGACGGGGGAGGGUGAAUCAACCGAGAAACCUAUGGGAUCACAUCAUAUCUGUUCCAAGUGCAACCAAACUUUCAUGGAACCCGAUGAACUGUUGGUUCACACAUGCGCAGAUGGAAACAUACGCGUCACCGCCGUUCCCAUGGAGACCGCGCAGGAUGCCUCGGAUUUGGAACCAGAGGCGGUUGUGAGGAUGGCGGAACGGUUCGUGAGAACGCAAGCGGCGGACUCGGACCACUCGCGUGCGUACAGUUCGUCGCGUUCCACAAGAGGGAAGCUCACAAACCCUCACAAGUGCCCGCUGUGCAAUGCUCAUUAUAAAAACGAGGACUCGCUAAAAACGCACAUCCUAAAACACUCCGGGGAAAAAAAAUACAAAUGUGACCAAUGUCCGAAAGCGUUCUUCACCUCAAGUAACCUGAAAAUCCACAGACGCAUACACUCUGGAGACAAACCGCUGAAAUGCAAAGUCUGCUUUAAGGCGUUCAGCGAUCCUUCGAAUUUUAACAAACACAAGAAAUCCCAUAUCAAGGGUAAGCUGGAACCUCGGGGUACGCAGAAGAAGGGACGGAAACGCGAGGCUAAAGAGGAACACCCAGGGUUUAACGAGACUUUGGUGGAAGCUGUGGGUAAAGAGGGUGAAGUGUUGCAAUUUGGAUCCCCGUCAAGAGAGUUUCUCCAAAGUCAAUAUGAAGCAUUAUUACCCGCGUUGGAAGAUGGUCGAUCUGAAGGGAAGGUUGAAGGUGAUGCAGCAGAGGGAAGUGAAGGUAUAGACAGUACAUAUGGUGAUGAUCCCAUGAAGUACUCUGUGCCGUUCAUAGAAUCACCAUCUUAUUAAAUCACCUUCAGCUUGCUUUUUAUUUUCUUGCUUUUUUGAGAGUUAUUGCAUGUCAUGUUUGAAUGGCGAUCAAAAUCAUUGUAUUAAUUUAACACUGUGAAAUUCAUACUACGGAAUUUGUGAUUGCAUCAUUAAAUCCAUAGUAUAUCCAUAUUAUUUCCAUACUAUAUCCACAGUAAGGGAAAUUAUAAUUAGUAUAAAAAUUGGAUUUGCAUACUAUUUCAAUGCUAUUUUCAUAGUAAGGAUUUGAAAGGAUUUGAAAACAAAUUUCAGUGUUAAGCCGCCAUGUAUAUCUUCAAUUUUUGAGGCAAUUUAAUUCAGGAUGUUACAUGUAAUGAGGGUGUUAUGUGAGUAUACGCAGAGUCAUGCGAAACAUGUCUGGCAAUUGGGAAUACUCUCCAAACGACAAACAUAUAUAUCGAGAAUUGAGAAGCAAGCUGAAGUUUUGCAUACACAAAAUAUAAAGGUUCACAAGAAGUAAUGAAUCUUUAAAUGUUCUAAAAUGUUGGAUUCUUGUCUGGCUAUAAUAAGAAACAGUCCUCGUUUGCUCGCGUAAUACAGCCUUCUGGAAAGUGCUCAGUCUUGGGUAUAGAACCUUGUGUCCGUGAUUGAGAUAUUGGGUUUAGGUGCCUUUACUUCGCUACACGAAACCAUACAGUUAUAUCAAUGAUUAUAGCAUUUGUAAAUUCUGAACGCUGAUUGACUGAGAGCCGUGUUGACAUAACUCAAUGUCAACACGGAAAAUUUCUUUGUGCUAUAUUAUAAAAAACUAUAAAACAUUUUUCCGCAUUGAUAUACAGUUCUAUCAACACAAGUGGGAAUUAGGAAAACAUAAAAUUGUGUGAAAACACUCCGCCCUUUGGGCGUCGUGUUACCACACAAUUUCUCGUUUUCCCAAUUUCCACUUGUGUUGAUAUAACUGUAUAUCAACACGGAAAAUGUUCUAUAUUUGUUAAAUAUAAAAGGCCUGUUUAGAAUAACGUUAUCAAUGACAAAGUACAGGGCUGAGGGGCUCUAGAGCCAAUAUCUCAAUCACGGCAAACGAGGGUCUAUAUAUUAUAGCCACGGCAAUGUACUUUGCGGAAGGGUGUAUUACCUGAAGAACGAAGAGCGUUUAAAUAAUCUAAUCGUACUACAAAAAUAGACGUAAUUUAAGUUAUUCGGUAAUGUAUGUGUAUAAAGAAACAAACUAAUAUACUAAUGGCUAAAGAUGGAUUCAUUACUAAAAUAGGAAAAAUUCAUGUAAGGAGAGCAUUCGGCAACGCGAAAAUGACUAGCAACACAAGGGAAUUUAUCAUAUAGCACUAAUGAAAUGAAUAAAUAUGAAAGUCUUAGACCGAUUUACAGUACAUAACUUUUGCCUAAAACUGUCGCAUGCAACCUGUUUACAACUUGAGUUGUACUGUGUGAAUCAAGCACACAACUCGCCUACGUUGUCAUGGGUGAGUUGUGUGUUUGAUUUACACAGUACAACUCAAGUUGUAAGCAGGUUGCAUGCGACAGUUUUAGGCAAAAGUUGUGUCGUGUAAUAUUUGUGACUCUGUCGUAAAAUUUUGAAACGGUAUUUAUGGCUAAUAGUAUCUUUCAUAAGACCCAUCGUCAUGGAGCGCAAUAAAAUAAAAGAGUCUCAUUAGAAUCUUAUUAGAAUAUCAUUAUUUGACUUCCAUCUGCCUUUGUGUUAAAUGUCGUGGGAUUUCGUCAAAUUUACCAAUAUAAAAAGAGAUUGAUCAUGUGGUCCAACUAUUUUAUUUGGCCGUUGUCGUUGCGUUGCCGUCUUUUAUGCUAAUCUCUCCUAAGUGACGCGAUAAUUUGGUCACAAUUUCUUCGGAUACAAAAAUACAAAUAUCGUACAAUUAGAUCCGGUACAAUAGGGCAAGUUUAUGAAAAAGGUCAGGUAUGGGUUUCGGGCCUAGAACAUUAUUGAAAAAAAUAUGCAUGUAUUCGGAGAUAUGAGUUCAUGUAUUUGGGAAUAAGAAUUUAAUAUAUCGAGCCAGAUUUAGAUAUUUAAAUUAUUCAUAUUGAUAAGAAAUAUGUUUAAAUUAGGCUUAUGGCGAGAUAUGGGAAUAUAUUAUAGAGGAUUUUAAGGGAGUUAUGUAAAAUUUCGAAUAUUCUAUUGCAACAGUUGGAACAGGUUUUUUAAAUUCUGAUUUCUAGCUCUCUUCAUUGUAUAUCUUACCGAGUAUAAAAGUGUGUGCUGUUGCAGAUAAUAUUGAUGCGUUUCAGCAAAGUUUACACUACCAAAGUUGCUCCAACAACUUGUUACCGUCCUGCAAUUCAACAAUUUGUCAACAAGUUGUGAGUGACAACCUUGUAGCAACUUGAUAAAAUAACAUUCAUUGUUACAACUUGUUGACAAGCUUGCUACAAGGCUGUUGCGAACACAAUCUUGUUGACAAGUUGAGAUUUUUACGUGUGUACCAAACAAUCUUCUUCCUGAUCUUUGGGCUUUCGCUCCAAAAGUCAAAAGUGUUUGAAUUUAUUAUCAGAACACAAGCCACGGUAGCUUUUUAGGUCACAAGCCCCUUUAAGGUCCAUGCAUGUGUAUUCAGCUAAUUUCAGAGGGCUAGAAAUCAGAAUCGUGUAUGAUAAGUUAGCUAGCUUACGUUGGUAUUGUAGUAUAUUAUAUAUAUUAUUUAGAUGUUAAUGUAUUAAACCAAGUAAUAUAGUAUUAAUAUUAUGGGUGCGAAACACCAGACUUUUAUUUAUUAAGAAAUUAAAGUAUGCCUUAUUUGAAAAGUUUAAACUAUAUUAUAGGAAAUGUAUGUAUUAAGUAAAUAAAAUAUGUUCAAAAGGUG